AUGGGAGCCUCCUCGUUCGCAGGGGUUUACCCGCCGCGGGUUCACCGAUCGAUCCUCGCAGAGUUUGCGUACAAUCCACUUCCUACCGCACCCCGUCUUCGCACCCGUACUCGUACACGCCAACCGCUCGUCUAUGAAGGGUUGAUUCAAGGAGAUGAAGCGAUCAGGCAGCUCAGCCAGUAUGUUCGUCCUGAGGAAGAGACGGAGGACGAUGAGGAGGGCGAAGUCGAGGAAGAGGACGAGGAGGAUGAUGUUACCGGACAAGAGGCAGCUGAAUGGCGACGGAUAUUGAAUGAGUGGUCAUCACAGAACCCUGGGAAGUUCGGAGGCACCCAAGUAGAAUGUACCUUUAUGGAUCCCGAAUCGGAAGACGAACCCGUGUUGGACGACGGAGACGACAGCGACAUCAACGACACGCCCGUUUAUACAUCGAGGCGCGUCGCAAAGAGCCGCAAGAGAUAUAAGGGAUCGGAUAUCGCCUCGGAUUCCGACGAAUCCACACACACAUCCGACGAUAGCAGUAUCUCCUAUCACUCAGACCGACCAGACGACGAGAGGACUGAGGAUUCCGGAACCAGUAUACAUACAGACGAGACUGCAGAGUCCAUCUUCUCUACCGAUUCGGUACCACACCCUCAUGAUCUUCCGAUACAAGAUUACAACCACGGAUUGCGCAAAGGACUACGAGAAGAAUAUCGAAAAUUGCGACUCUGCGCCGACGAAUUGCGAUCCCCGUUCUCGUCUUCGCUUGCGGGGAUAGCAGCUAAUGUGAAAAAGCUCGAACGUGGGCUUGACCAAGUAUAG
Filobasidium floriforme is the source of this 804-nucleotide messenger RNA. RefSeq lists its product as uncharacterized. The record is from RefSeq and is a predicted model, not a curated record. NCBI's taxonomy places the organism in Eukaryota, Fungi, Basidiomycota, Tremellomycetes, Filobasidiales, Filobasidiaceae. The transcript is spliced from 2 exons. Bases 1 to 804 code for a protein of 267 amino acids.